GGUCACGAUGAAGAAGCUGUUGUGGAUAUGGGCAAAAUCAGCUCUACUAUCAACACAAACUUUGAGAAAGAAGAACUAGAGAGCCACAGAGCUGUGUAUAUUGGAGUUCACGUCCCAUUUGGAAAGCAGGGCCGUCGACGGCACAGACAUCGUGGGCACAGGCAUCACAAAAGAAAAAAAGAAAAGGAAACUGACAGAGAGGAUGGCCGAGAAUCUCCAUCAUAUGACACACCAUCCCAACGAGUGCAGUUUAUCUUGGGUACUGAAGAUGAUGAUGAACACAUUCCCCAUGAUCUCUUCACUGAAAUGGAUGAACUUUGCUUCAGGGAUGGAGAAGAAUAUGAAUGGAAAGAAACGGCUAGGUGGCUGAAAUUUGAAGAGGAUGUUGAAGAUGGAGGUGAUCGAUGGAGCAAGCCUUAUGUAGCAACUCUGUCUCUGCACAGUCUCUUUGAACUGCGAAGCUGUAUUCUUAAUGGGACGGUCAUGUUGGACAUGAGAGCAAGCACGUUAGAUGAGAUAGCAG
Molecule: messenger RNA, 523 nt
Organism: Nestor notabilis (Kea)
Lineage: Eukaryota; Metazoa; Chordata; Aves; Psittaciformes; Psittacidae
Product: sodium bicarbonate cotransporter 3-like
Exons: 4
Biological process (GO): monoatomic anion transport
Cellular component (GO): membrane
Molecular function (GO): monoatomic anion transmembrane transporter activity
Source: RefSeq, a predicted model, not a curated record